Vombatus ursinus (common wombat) is the source of this 1869-nucleotide messenger RNA. It is a transcript of the gene SEL1L2, whose product is annotated as SEL1L2, ERAD E3 ligase adaptor subunit. The transcript has 18 exons. Gene Ontology annotation, cellular component: endoplasmic reticulum membrane. The coding region runs from base 1 to 1869 and encodes 622 amino acids. Gene Ontology annotation, biological process: ERAD pathway. The record is from RefSeq and is a predicted model, not a curated record. Lineage: Eukaryota; Metazoa; Chordata; Mammalia; Diprotodontia; Vombatidae. Gene Ontology annotation, molecular function: protein binding.
AUGGCUGCUUGUCACCUGGGCAUUGGAAGAAAUGAGCUGAUUUCCAAAUACCUGGUCUCCUUGACAGGCUGCUCUCCUUGGGAAGUAACAAGACAAACGAAGAGAAAUCGAACUGUGGAAGGGGAUCACCUUUUCGAAUUGGGCACCAGAAUGUUACACCAGUCCAAAAAUCAGAAACAAAAAGAAGAAGCCUACCUAAUCUUUGCCAAAGCAGCUGAUAAGGGAAACUUGAAAGCUAUGGAGAAUAUGGCUGAUGCUUUGCUUUUUGGUGAUUUACAUGCUCAGAACAUCUCAGCAGCUGUAGUCCUGUAUGAAUUUUUGGCAAGUGAAGGAUCUCAUAAAGCCCAAAAUGCAUUAGGAUUCCUAUCUUCAUAUGGAAUAGGAAUGGAACAUAACCAAGCUAAGGCGCUGGUAUAUUAUACUUUUGGAAGUGCUGGAGGAAGCAUGAUGUCCCAAAUGAUUUUGGGUUACAGAUAUUUGUCGGGCAUCAGUGUUCUACAGAAUUGUGAAACUGCACUUUUCCAUUACAAGAAUGUAGCAAAUUACAUUGCUGAUAAAUUGAAAAAAAAUGAAGGUGUCCCCAUGGAAAAAGUGACACUAGCCGAGAGACCUGAAAAUCUGAAUUCUAACAGUGAGAUUUUGGAUUGGGAUGUAUACCAAUACUAUAAAUUUUUGGCAGAAAGAGGAGAUAUUCAGAUACAAGUAUCUCUCGGACAAUUACAUCUAACAGGACGAAAAGGAUUGGAACAGGAUUUCUAUAAAGCAUUCUACUACUUCUUGAAGGCGGCCAAGGCAGGAAGUGCAAAUGCCAUGGCAUUUCUGGGAAAGAUGUAUUUAGAAGGCAAUCCUGCAGUACCACAAAAUAAUGCCACUGCUUUUAAAUACUUUUCCAUGGCUGCUAAUAAGGGUAAUGCGAUUGGACUCCAUGGGCUUGGACUUAUUUAUUUUCAUGGAAAAGGAGUUCCUGUGGAUUAUGAUGAAGCUCUUAAAUUUUUUCAGAAAGCUGCAGAGAAAGGUUGGCCAAAUGCACAGUUUCAGUUAGGAUUCAUGUAUUACUCUGGCUCUGGAGUAUGGAAGGAUUAUAAACUUGCCUUCAAAUAUUUUUACUUGGCAUCUCAGAGUAGACAACCCCUUGCCAUUUAUUAUUUGGCUGAAAUGUAUGCUACAGGAACCGGCGUGCUGAGAUCAUGCAGAACCGCAGUGGAGCUUUACAAGGGUGUUUGUGAACUGGGCCACUGGGCUGAGAAAUUCCUGACAGCAUACUUUGCCUAUAAGGACGGUGACAUAAAUUCAUCCCUUGUUCAAUAUGCACUGCUAGCGGAAAUGGGGUAUGAAGUAGCUCAAAGCAAUUCAGCAUUCAUUUUGGAAUCUGAAAAGGCUACCAUUCUUAAGAAAGACCAAAUGCACCCCAUGGCACUUCUCCUGUGGCACCGAGCUGCAGUUCAAGGCAAUGAAUUUGCUAGAAUUAAAAUCGGAGAUUACCACUACUAUGGCUAUGGAACAAAGAAAGAUUAUAAAACAGCAGUGACUCAUUACAGCAUUGCAGUGGAUAAAUACCACAGUGCCCAGGCCAUGUUCAAUCUGGCAUAUAUGUAUGAGAAUGGCUUAGGGAUUCCUAAGGACAUUCAUUUGGCCAGAAGGUUAUACGAUUUGGCUGCUGAAACAAGUCCAGAUGCCCACAUACCAGUGUCCUUGGCACUCUUGAAACUUGAAAUGAUGUAUUUGCUCAAAGAUGUUGUGUUUUAUAACCUUCAUAUGAAAUGGAAACAGCUGAAAUUGGAUGUUACCCUCGGACCCUACUGGGAUAUAUUCAUAAUUGGUGCCAUUGUUGUUUUGCUGAUGUUAUUGCUUAGAAACCGGCCAGAUUAA